AUGGCGGAUGUUGCGUAUAUCAGAAUGGACGAUGCCACACUGAAAAUGCGCCUUGCCAUGGACGAUCGGCAAAUCAAGAAUCUACAAAAGAAGGCCAGCGCAUGGAUGUCCAACUUGUCCAAUGAACCUAUCGAAACAGCCCAAUACUCGUACGAGACCAUGCUGCUGUUUCUUGCAAGUUAUCAGACAUCGAUAGAACGUCAUCCACUUUUGCAACAAGCCAACGCCGAAGAUGUGGAGGGUUAUGGUGUCAUUGGUGAUCAAACAGCCAAACAAGUUGGAUCUACUGCUGAACAAAUCGCAUCUCUCAAGGAUGAACUCAAGGAAGCACAGCGGAUACGUAACAACAAGCUCGAGUACGAUGUAGUUGCUCGUGAGAUUAUGCAGUUGGAAGAAAGAGCAACGUAUCAUGAUUCAAUCCGACAACUACAAGAAGACAUUGAAAUGUUGAAGCGGGAGAAGGCAAAGAAGGAUGAAGCUUUUGAAGAGAGGAAACGCAACUUUUCAGGAUUCAUUAGCAACAUCAAGGAACUACAACAAACCAUCGAGCGUGAACGUGCUGAAGGACAUGAAAUGCAAAAGAUGCUCAUGGAUAUGGAUCGUGGAUAUGAAUCAUCGGAUGAGGAGAACGAGAAUGACAACGAGAACACACCAAGUCAAUCCGCUGACGUAUUAACCAAUGGAGCAACAUCACAUCGCUUCAACGAAAGGAACGAGGAUGAAGACGAGGAUGAAGAAGGCAUGGUGCUCGAUAGUGAAGAAGUCGUUGUUAGUGGUACCCAUUGA
This is a messenger RNA of Lichtheimia ornata, 786 nucleotides long. RefSeq lists its product as uncharacterized. Gene Ontology annotation, biological process: mRNA processing. Gene Ontology annotation, cellular component: THO complex part of transcription export complex. The coding region runs from base 1 to 786 and encodes 261 amino acids. The record is from RefSeq and is a predicted model, not a curated record. The transcript is spliced from 7 exons. Lineage: Eukaryota; Fungi; Mucoromycota; Mucoromycetes; Mucorales; Lichtheimiaceae.